Molecule: messenger RNA, 1578 nt
Organism: Melanaphis sacchari
Lineage: Eukaryota; Metazoa; Arthropoda; Insecta; Hemiptera; Aphididae
Gene: park
Product: E3 ubiquitin-protein ligase parkin
Exons: 7
Coding region: 94-1506 (470 amino acids)
Biological process (GO): positive regulation of proteasomal ubiquitin-dependent protein catabolic process; autophagy of mitochondrion; regulation of mitochondrion organization
Cellular component (GO): cytoplasm; Golgi apparatus; mitochondrion
Molecular function (GO): zinc ion binding; ubiquitin conjugating enzyme binding; ubiquitin protein ligase activity
Source: RefSeq, a predicted model, not a curated record
UUUAGUAUUUACAUAAAUGCGAUUAUUAAAAUUUAAAAGAUAAUAAAUAUCAACAACGUUUAAAUGUUUGUUAAUCAUUCAUAAACCGAGUGUAUGAUGUAUGUAUUAGAUUGGUUAUUGAAUUUCAUUCGCCGUGUUCUAGACACGAUAUUCGCCAGGCGCCUCACAAAUUCGCUAUUGAUAUUCGUAAAGACCAACACCGGUACUGUUGUACCUGUAGGACUGGAUUCGAAAUGGGAAGUCCGAGACGUCAAAGAAUUUGUUGCCCCCAAACUGGGAAUGGCUCCUGAAGAGUUGAUAAUCAUAUUUGCCGGUAAAGAAUUACAAGACUCAGAGUUAUUGGAAGAAUAUAAUCUUGCAGAACAGACUGUGUUACAUGCCGUCAAGUCUAGACACAGAUCAUUUAAACGCAAGCCACGUGUAUCUACAUGUAUCGAAGAAGACGAAGAAUUUAAUGACUCAAAACGUGCAGCUGUAAACUUUUAUGUUUAUUGCACUUCACCUUGUGCUAAUAUAACUAUUGGCAAAAUCCGUGUGAGAUGUUUCAAAUGUAAGAGUGGUGCAUUUACUGUGGAUGGUGAUCCGAAAAACUGGAAUGAUGUGCUCAAACCUAAAAGAAUUACUGGACAUUGUGAGAUAAAUCAGUGUACAGUAUGUAUUUAUAAAUUUUAUUUGAUUUUAUUGCUUUAUUAUUAUUUUUUAAUUGUUAAUUUUUCUAAGGAUGGAGAAGUAGGAUGGUCAGAGUUUUAUUUCAAAUGUUCUGAACAUGUUACCAAAGGUGAAAAUGAUGAAGCAGUUGCACUACAUUUAAUUAGAAAUAAUUUACAUGAUAUCCAAUGUCUAGCUUGUACUGAUGUUAGAUCAAGAGUAUUUGUGUAUCCAUGUGAUGAUGGACAUGUAACAUGCUUAGAAUGUUUUUGUGAGUAUGCAAUUAGCCGAAUUAGAGAAAGAAGAUUUGUAUUUGAUUAUAAUCUUGGUUACACAUUACCAUGCCCAGCUGGUUGCCCAAACAGUUUAAUUAACCAACCCUAUCAUUUUAAAGUGUUAAGCAAAGAUCAUUUUGAAAUGUAUGAAAGGUUUGCAACUGAAGAAUAUGUGCUUAAUAAUGGUGGUGUGUUAUGUCCUCAACCUAAUUGCGGUGCAGGUAUACUUGUUGAUGAUGAUUGUGACAAAGUAUCGUGCAUUAAAGGAUGUGGGUAUGUAUUUUGUAAGAAAUGUCUCCAAGGUUAUCAUAUUGGUGAAUGUCUACCAAAAGAAGAGCAAUUAGUGAUUGACAUUACUGGUGGUUAUUCAGUCGACCCUAAAUUAGUUUCACAGUCUAAAUGGGAUGAUGCAAGUAAAAUUAAGAUCAAAGUUUCUACAAAACCAUGUCCAAAAUGCCGUACAGCCACUGAAAGAGAUGGAGGUUGUAUGCAUAUGAUAUGUACACGAUGUUCAUUUCCGUGGUGUUGGUUGUGUCAAACAGAAUGGACAAGAGAGUGUAUGGGCAGCCACUGGUUCAGUUAAUAUAUUGUAUUUAAUUUUUAUGUAAAUGUCUUCUCAUAUUUAAUUUAUUAACAUACUUUGUGUUGUAAAAUA